This is a messenger RNA of Orussus abietinus, 7417 nucleotides long. Its product is annotated as B-box type zinc finger protein ncl-1. Gene Ontology annotation, cellular component: chromatin; nucleoplasm. Gene Ontology annotation, molecular function: protein binding; zinc ion binding; ubiquitin-protein transferase activity. Gene Ontology annotation, biological process: positive regulation of DNA-templated transcription. The transcript has 10 exons. The record is from RefSeq and is a predicted model, not a curated record. The coding region runs from base 428 to 3337 and encodes 969 amino acids. NCBI's taxonomy places the organism in Eukaryota, Metazoa, Arthropoda, Insecta, Hymenoptera, Orussidae.
AUAUUUAGCUGGUUUACUCUUGCUCGCGAGGGGGUGACGAGUUGCGUAAAUCCGGUGCCCUCGCGAGCUCUAUCGACCGUCAAUCCGUCAACAAAAAGGUCGGCCAACUAACGUACGGGUCUUCGUGUUCCAAUUCGCUCGAUAAUGCACUCAAACCGUGGCUACGCGCGAAUCGAAAAGGCAAUCCUCUUAAAAACCGAGAUUCAACAUGGCAGUGGUGGCUUUUCCCGAGCGAGAGCUUAAAUUUACGUAAACAUGCGCCCCGCACGGGUCUAAGGCCUUGCGGAGAUCGUCAGAAGGUUCGUUUUAGUCUCUACAUGUGGGGACUGUAAAUACUGGGACUAAGCCAGAGUGCCACAUAACCUUCGGGAAGCUCGGAAGAACACUGCCAGACAGAGACGGUUGGAAUCGCUAUCGGUAAAACCACAUGGAAAGCAUGGCUUCCUCAACGGUUAUGGCUCCGUCCAAUUCCGUGGCUACUACCAAUGGUGUAAGCUCCAGUGAGGAUUCGGAGACAAACGAUGCGUUCUCGGGCCGGAAUGGCGGCGUCUUGGAGAGAGGCGUAGUGGAUGGUUAUACCAACGGGAACCCUGGUGACGCUUUGGAAGAGAUCGGAAGAGAAGGUGGCCAAGCGAAGGAUCAGGAGUGCACUCUGUGUAACAGUAACCUCUACACUCCACGGGUACUCUCGUGCUUACACGUUUAUUGCGAAGUUUGCCUCGAUAAACGCUUGAUCGACGAGGCUGGCGACUCCAAACAAGGGUCGGUGUUGAAGUGCCCGCAGUGCCAGCAGCACACGCUCGUGGGGCCGAAAGGCGCGACUUCUCUUCCUUGUGACUAUGUUUUGACUAAUAUAUUGGAUAUGGCUGCCAUUGAAAACAUGGCUGUGCUCUGCACCUCCUGCAAAGCCAAGGAGAAGGCUGUCGCCAGGUGCUCCGACUGCGCCAACUUCCUCUGUCCGAAUUGCAACAUCGCGCAUGAGUUCAUGCGGUGCUUCGAGAAUCACAAGGUCGUCUCUUUCAAUAAGCUGAAACGUUCCGACGAAACCAUUCCCAUACACAAGCCUAUCUUCUGCGAGUAUCACCCUGCGGAGAACCUUAAGUUUUACUGCUAUCCAUGCCAGGAACCUAUCUGCAACGAAUGUUUGCUCUCCGAACACAAAGCCCCGGAGCAUCAGUACGAGAGGUUGGCGGAUGCAGAGCCACGUCAGAGGGAGGAACUAGCUAGUCUAAUGGCCGAGAGUAAGGCCCGAAUCUCCGACUAUGACCAGGCCUCCUCGCAGCUGGAAAAUGCGCUGAGUGAACUGCAAGUACAACACGAUCAAGCCAAAGACUUGAUCAACGAGACCUUCCAGAGUUAUAAAGCACUCCUGGAGAAAUACCGGGAUAACGCCCUAGUCGAGCUGGAAAGAUUGCAUUCUGGUCGAGAACUCGAGAUCAUGGACAACUUCUUCAGUGUGGAGCAGACAGUGGACAGGAUAGAGGAUGCCUGUCGAUUCACAUCGAGGCUCUUGGAGCAUGGUGAUGCAGCUGAAAUUCUGGCUCUGAGACGCGUCGUCGGGACGCAGUUACUCAACCUGAUCAAGAACACGCCGAAGCUCAAUGUCCCCUGUUCCAUUGAGUUCCGAACAGACUACGACCAUUUUGAAAAGACUGUGAAGGAGGCGUUUGGCAAGUUCCACACAGAGAACAGUGCUCCGGUGAAUUCUGCCCCGGAAGUGAUUCCAGCCCAUUCCGGAGCGCCCAACCAGCAGAUGGUCCACGUCUCCAUUGGAUGUCCAAGCUCUAACAGCACCAGCUCUCCGAUCUCCCUGUCUGCCUCGAUGCAAUCCUCCUUUGAAGGUGAACUCUCCUUCGUCAUCCCUCCUUCAACUAGUCCCCAGAACGGUCCUCCUCCAGCGCCCCCGGUCUCCCUGCCUCCAGGUCCUAUCCAGGGUCUCACCAGCAUCCAGGAGUACAACCUGCAGCAGCUGGCGAGCCUCGCGGAGAAGGUCGACAUGGUGGGAGACUCCGGAGUGGUCCCAGGUGGGGUCUCAACUGGAGUACCUGCUGGAGUUUCCGCUGGGGUUGUCGGGCCCAGCUCCAACCCCAGUCCAACGCCUUCGUUCACCCUGGCUGACCUCUUCGCCGGGGACCUCAGCUCUACCAGUCAUGCCAUUAAUAAUCUCCAGGCCCUCGCCAAGCUGGGGAAUUCUUUGGGGAAUUCGUUGGGAAAUCAAGACUUGAGCAACGCAACUCUAAAAGGCAGCGGUGGCCUUGUCUUAGGUCGUGGUCCUUCACCGAGCAUCGUCAACCCACCGAACCUUGAUCCGUUGACAGCGAACAGCAUUCUCAACAGCGGAUUUCAGCCUCUCUCUUCGUCUACCUCGCCGAUACUCUCGCAAUCCACUGAGGAACUGAUGGGCGAGUCGAUGCACAAUAUGCCUGUGGGGGUUGGCGGCACCGUCGGGAACCUUCCUGGUUCCGGGAGUGCCAACUACGUGCGUCUCCGGUCAACCAAUCCGAAGCUCACUCCCAUGCAAGUGCGUAGCAAGUUUGGCCAGCUCGGCCCCAGCAAAGGUCAAUUUAAUUCGCCCCACGGCUUCUGUCUUGGCACGGACGAGGACAUCAUCGUCGCGGAUACCAACAAUCAUCGGAUCCAGAUAUUCGAGAAGACGGGCACGUUCAAGUUCCACUUCGGUUGUCCUGGGAAGGAGGAGGGCCAGCUUUGGUACCCGCGUAAGGUCGCCGUUAUGCGGAACAACGGGAAGUUCGUCGUCUGCGACCGGGGCAACGAGCGCUCCAGGAUGCAGAUAUUCACGAAAAACGGACACUUCGUUAAGAAGAUCGCCAUCCGUUAUAUAGACAUCGUCGCCGGCCUCGCGGUGACCAGCCUCGGCCACAUCGUCGCCGUCGACAGCGUCUCCCCCACUGUAUUCGUCAUCAGCGACACCGGCGACCUGAUUCGGUGGUUCGACUGCAGCGACUACAUGCGCGAGCCCAGCGACAUCGCAAUCAGUGGCAAGGAGUACUUCGUCUGCGACUUCAAGGGUCACUGUGUCGUCGUGUUCACCGAGGAGGGCAAGUUCCUGCGGCGAAUUGGCUACGAGAACGUGACCAACUUCCCGAACGGCAUCGACAUCAGCGACGCCGGCGACGUACUAAUCGGCGACUCGCAUGGGAAUCGCUUCCACGUGGCCGUCUUCUCGCGAGGCGGUUCCUUGAUCUCGGAGUUCGAGUGUCCCUACGUCAAGGUGUCUCGUUGCUGCGGCUUGAAGAUCACCUCGGAAGGCUACAUAGUGACCCUGGCGAAGAACAACCACCACGUCCUCGUCCUGAACACGCUCUACAUAUUAUGAGGUGAGGCUAGGCCGGUAGCCGUGUCCUAACUUUGCUACAAAAACGAAAAAACGAAAAAAAGGAGAAAAAAAAACGUGAAAAAAAAAACGGAGAAAAAACAAAUGGGAGAGAGGAGGGAAAUGUUUGCGCGAGGACGGGGCUUGUUUCCGCGUUUCGGGUCGUCGGUAAGGUUGUCGCGACGCCUAGGGAGACGCGAGCGUCCUGGACGGCGACGCCCGGAAACGCCCGUCGAGGUUUCUCGGGCCUAUAGCAAUAGGAUAAAAAAUGGAGACCCGUAAGGGAACCAGGAGCAAAAAGUGAGAGAGAAAGAAAUCGACAGGCUUCGGUAGUCCCUCGAUAUUUCGUCUGGUCGUCCUGGGGAAAUGCGAGCCCAGUCGAGCAGACGGGAGGGAGAGUCCGGUCUAGGGGAGAGUCACUAGGGCGUUUCGAGAGCGGACCGAGGCUGGUAGGCCCAGAAAAUAUUUAAAAUGGCCGACGAGCCAGCCGAGGUCUGGAAAAGGGCUCCAAUGGCUUCCAUCUUUCCUUGUCGUUCGCGAAAUCUCGAGAAAAGGCGUAGCUUAAUCCUUGGAACGAUGAUUUAAUUUUUUUUUCUUUCGAGUACUCGACGAGGUCGGGCCUCUUCCUCUGCCUCGCCUUUAAGGGAGGACUUAAGCGUGGGGCUUUCUUUUUUGCGGUUUCCCCUGUUCCUUUUUUUUCCCCAUUUUGAAAGAAGAGCUUGCACCCUCUCUACUAGUUUCCCGGUGUAUAACGCGACGGUCUUUCGUCGCCGGGGGAAGUAUCCUUUAGAGGAGGUUUCGCACUAUACGCGGCAAGUUUGAGAACCUAAACUUUACUCGAAUCUUUGUCUUAAGAAGGUGGAAAAGGGAGGCGGAGAGAGAUCGACGGAGAGUCGUCGAUGGUAACGGGACGUAAGAAGUGCAACGUAAAAACGUAUACACACAAAAGUACAAUAAACGUGCAUAACGCGACCAUUUAAAAAGCGCUGGGGCGUUGGCGAGCGUCCGGAUAAAAUCUAGAUACUGCCAUUAGAGAGUAAAGAAACCGCCUUUUCUCGAUGUUUAACGAACGACGGGGGAGAGGAGAGCGUCGAGUCGACGCGAUAACUAUCUAAGGUGCGGCCAGGUGGCGCGGCGAGCGGAGCGCGGACUUGCUCUACCUGGCGACUUCCGUCCUCCAUAUUGAGGGAACCAGAGGGAGUAGAGAAAAAAAGCUCCGGGGAAAGUCGAAAGCUCGCCGGUGAACCUUUCUCUAUGCGGAGUUUGGGCUUCGAAGAGCUCCGUUUGGCCGGUUUACGGAGGUUUCGAAGCCUCGGAGGUUUCCCUCCGCUCGGCUGGCGCUAUUUUGCCGAGGCCGCGCCACAGUCCGCGGGGUUUGAGGGGUUUUGAGACGUUGCACAGUUGAGGGGGCGAACUAGUUUUAUUAACGUGACCCGAGGGUGACAGAGAUGGGCGGGGGGAGGUAGGAGCCGGGUUUUUCAGGCUAGCCGAUCCUCUCGCUGGCUCCGAAUUCCAGUUGGCAACCCCCUGCGGGGUGGCUAGAGUCACGGGGAAUAUGGAGAAAGAUUCGUAAAUGGUUACAAUAUUUACUCAGGAUGCUUUAUUAUGGUCCACCAUAUGAAUUAUAUACAUAUAUAAAUAUAUCCGUGUUUGACAUUUUCUGGGGUUCGGUGGUGCUAGGCGAGCCGAAACGAAGAAACAAAAAAAACGGGGGAGGCCGAAUGGCCGGGGGAACCGACGGAAACAGACUAUUAUCCGAUUAUAAUCUUGUAAAUGUAUUUGUUAUCGAGAGACGCGCGGAGGACACAACUCGCACCCGGUUUCGCGGACUUUUACAAGUGUUUUACUAUAAACUAUAUGAGAACCGUCGUAUACACAUAGAAAUAUUUAAUGCAGAUAUAUGUAUAUACAUACAGACACAUAUAUAUACAUAUACGCGUACUAAGGUAUACUCGAUAGGCGUUUAGGGUUUAACUAAGUCAUCUAUGGCAUUCAAAGAUCUCGUUCGAGUCGCGUCCGAAGAAUUUGCGAGCGAGUCCGGUCGGUAAAAAAAAGUUCUCUGCCGCGCCGCCGGAAAAUUCAGGAGAGCAACGUAGAGAGCAAAAACGCAAAAGAAAGAAAGAAACCGAGAUAACAGCUUGUUGUACGACUUAUCUGUAUCUAUUGUACAUAUGCAACAACUAUAUUCGGAUAAUUUGGAGGCCGAUGAGAGGGACAAAGUCAACAGCGUGAGGGGGUGAGGGGAAGACAAAACGAGAGGGGGGGGGAGCGGUAGGAGGGACAGAUCUACACGGGAGAUUACAUAACUAUAUAGAAACACAUAUUUUUAGGGUUGUUUACACGAUCAGCCUUAAGAUUUGAUUAAAUAACUAAUGACGCCGCGCGCGUGCGCGCGUUUAACCCGUAAGCGACGCGCGCCCGAUAUAAUAUAUUAUAUACACCACACAGACACACAUACACACACGUACAUACAUAUUAAUGAUAUUCGGCGACUCGCCACGUUACCUUAUCGUCUAACAAUAAUACUUAUAUAUUACCUUACAAAAUACUUUCUUGCCAUACCAAAUGCUAGGUAGAGUACGUCGGUAAUGUGGGUGCCUGUCUUGUGCGUGUGAGUGUUUUCCGACUGUUGCGCCGGUGUCGAGAAAGUAGAGAUCCGCUCGCGAGAGGCAUGUCUAAGUAGUAAUAACUGACACAAAAGGGAAAAAGAAAAAAAAGAUAAGUAAGACGAUAUGUAGCUUCGCCAUGGUUAUGUUGCGCGCGCCGCCAUUGCAGUCCGGAAGAAGGGAUGGGGGGAGGGGGAGUGGAUUUGACACGGUGACGCGGGGGCGCGAAAUUUCAAUCCGGGCCAGGAGUCCUCCACGAUUCGGCGGGAUUGCGGGUUUAAUGGCAUAGCGAUGUGACGACGCUAAAUCGUAUUCGAAGGGAUCGGGGGUUGGAUUGCAGGUUCCUGUAAAUCGCGCGCGCGAAGAUUCCUGUCAUUUUCCUUUUCCCGGGGGAGGAGGCCGCGAUUAAUCUCGAAUGUCGCGUCGAUCCCCGAGUCCGCCAUAUUGGAUUCGCGCGAACACAGGGAAAUACUUGGAAUACGUGAAACACAUGAUAUAUGAGGUAUACAUAUAUUUAAAAAACAAUAUAUAUAUACACACAUCGUUCGAGCCGUCGAUGACGUCAGGCGCGCGAGGGGAGGGUGGAAAGAGCGGGAGGGGAAAUCGGCGCGAAGGGCGGCGUCAAGCCUACUUAAUAUACACACCUAAGCUUAACGAGAGUGGGAGGAAGGGGGGUGGAGAGUGAUUACAAAGAAUAAGGAGAGCAAGGGAGACAACGCGAUCCUCUAAGCGGACGAGCGAGAAAGGCCGAGUCAUAACGAUGCUAUUUCUCUCUACGCUUACAUACAUGUAUAUCUACAUACAUAUAUGUAUAUAUCAGGCUUUCGCUGGAGGAUUUAAUUUUAUAUGCGCAAGUAUUGCGGGAAGGGGUGGGUGGGUGGGUUACAGUUGACCUCGGGGUAUAUAUUUAACGAGAGGGCAAAACGGCGCGGGCAAAAACGCGGGUGGGAGAGGGGUUAGAGAAAAGCGGGAGAUUGUGAAAAAUACGAAAGAGGCAAAAAAAAAAACAAGGAAUGAAAAAAAGGAAGAAAAUCGCGAACAGCAGCAAGGAAAAAGGCGCAGAGUUAAAUAGUCAGGAAGUAGCGGAGAUGGUAAAAUAUAAUUAAUGCCUGUGAUAAUAGUAUCGUCGGGAUAUAAGUUGUGCCCUUAAGAGAGUCUCUGAUGUUGUUGCUAGGUAAAUAUUAAUUAUAGACGGUGGGGCGAGGGGAGGGAGUAAUGUUGGACGAUCGCAGGGUCGAUGCCUAGUUCCAGAGAGGGGGAGGGGCGUGUUCAAGUCUUAAUGCACAACGACGACACCGACACACGUGGCGCCACCGUCGCGGCUCUCCGAACGGUACCCUAAGGGAAGAGAAAGAAAAAAGGAAAAAAAAAAAUAAUAGUAUAUCGAGAGACUGGAGAGGGAGCGGUCCCCAUAGUCCGUGGACGAACCGAGACGGAAGAAAAGGACGACAACGUAUAUAAUAUUAAAAAAAAGAAA